Molecule: messenger RNA, 204 nt
Organism: Morchella sextelata
Lineage: Eukaryota; Fungi; Ascomycota; Pezizomycetes; Pezizales; Morchellaceae
Exons: 4
Coding region: 1-204 (67 amino acids)
Source: RefSeq, a predicted model, not a curated record
AUGACCAUCAACAAAAACCGAAAAGCUGCCCACGGCAAGAGAAUAUCGAUCUUUGAAGAGGCUUCCUCCCAGGGGGUGUCCAUGAGGGUUUCAGAAUGUAUCGAAGGGCUUGGGCUCGUUGUACGAAUACUAUCCAGUUACCCCACUACAGAUCGAGGCCGCAUCGCUUGCAUAACGCUGGAAAGGACUUCCCCGGUUGCGUAA